CGGGUGCCACCAAGAUGCCGGCUUACCACUCUUCUCUCAUGGAUCCUGACAACAAACUCAUUGGAAACAUGGCACUCUUACCUAUCAGAAGUCAAUUCAAAGGACCUGCCCCCAGAGAGACAAAAGAUACAGAUAUUGUGGUUGAAGCCCUCUAUUACUUCAAGGUCAAUGUCUUCUUCAAAAACUAUGAAAUUAAGAAUGAAGCUGAUAGGACCUUGAUAUAUAUACCUCUCUACAUUUCUGAGUGUCUGAAGAAACUCCAAAAGUGUAAUUCCAGAAGCCAAGGUGAGAAAGAAAUGUAUACACAGGGAAUCACUAAUUUUCCCAUUCCUGGAGAGCCUGGUUUUCCACUUAAUGCAAUUUAUGCCAAACCUGCAAACAAACAGGAAGAUGAAGUGAUGAGAGCCUGUUUACAACAGCUAAGGCAAGAGACUGGUCUGAGACUUUGUGAGCAAGUUUUCAACCCGCGGAAUGAUAAACCCAGCACGUGGUGGAUUUGCUUUGUGAAGAGACAGUUCAUGAACAAGAAUCUUUCAGGACCUGGACAGUGAAGGGAGCCCAGGCAGCCACUGUCUCCAGAGCCCUGAGCAGCAUUUUCCAGCAAGAUAUACACAAUCUUUUGCCUUUAUUUCAUAAAGUUUUAUACAGAAGAGAGAAGAGCAUGUCUUUACUUGAAAAACUUGAUCAAGAAUUCGGGUGGGAGCAAAGAAAGUGGGUUAUCAAGGGUGAUUUGAAAUUUUCUGCAGUAUUAAGCUGGCACUUAAUAAGAAUAAGUAAUAAAGAAAUUUCUAACAUUCAAAAAAAUAACAAUUAGAAACUGAUAUAUUAGCAUAAAUAAUACAUGUUUAUGAAAUAAUAAUUAGGCCAGGUGUGGUGGCUCACACUUGUAAUCUCAACACUUUGGGAGGCUGAAGUGUGCAGAUUGCUUUAGUUUUGAGACCAGCCUAGGCAACAUGGUGAAACCCCAUCUCUACUAAAAAUACAAAAAAAUUAGACAGGUGUGGUAGCACGUGCCUGUAGUCCCAGCUACCUGGGAGGCUAAGAUAGGAGGAUCACCUGAGCCUAGGGGAUCGAGGCUGCAGUGAGCCAUGAUCGUACCACUGCAUUCCAGCCUGGGACAUGGAGUGAGACCCUGUCUCAAAAACAACAACAACAACAACAAAACAAACAGUAGCAUUGUUUUACACUUUGCAAAUCUAACAUCUGGAGUGGUACAAACACCUUAAGGUGUUACCAGUGAGUUUUGUGAGUGCAGGAAAAUCUGUGCCUUGCUUCUAGCCAAAAGAAUAUGGCAAAAGGGAUGAUAUAGUGACUCCCAUAAUCGUAUUAUGUUAUAUACGACUCUAUCAUAGCUGACUGGAGGGAGAUUUCCCUGCUGGCUUUGAAGAAAUAAGUGACCAUGUUGUGAGAGGACCAUGUGGCAAGGACCUGUGGAUGACCUCGAGUUUCUUAGAGCAGUUCUUAGUCAACAGCUAGCCAUUAAAUAAGGCCUUCAGUGCUAGAAGACACUGAAUUCUGCCUGCAACCAGUGAGCUUGGAUAAGGAUCUGAGCCUUAGAUGAGAUUGCAGCCCUGGCCAACUCCUUGAUUUUAGCGUUGUGAGACCCUGAGAAAAAACCCUGAGGAGCUCGUCUGAACCUAGACUCCCAACCCAUGGAAAACUGAUAUAAUAAGUGAGUGUUGUCUUAAGCUGCUAAAGUGAUAAUUUGUUACACAGUAAUAGAAAACUGAUAUAUAUGGCUUCUUACAUUGGCUUCUGCAUUCAACUGUUGCAACAUGUUGUUUUAAUUGAACUACAUAAAGAAAAUCCAGCCUCACACAGAUCAGUUAUGUAGCUGGAAAAGGGAAGGUUGUAUUGUAAUGGCUUUUUACAAUUAUCAUGAAUAGUCUUCUUUGCACUACAUCAAAACUCAACUGGUUGUAGUUUCUUAAAUGUUAGUUGGAAAGAUGUCCAAA
Messenger RNA from Pongo pygmaeus (Bornean orangutan), 1955 nucleotides. Its product is annotated as actin-related protein 2/3 complex subunit 3-like. The coding region runs from base 15 to 551 and encodes 178 amino acids. Gene Ontology annotation, biological process: Arp2/3 complex-mediated actin nucleation; regulation of actin filament polymerization. NCBI's taxonomy places the organism in Eukaryota, Metazoa, Chordata, Mammalia, Primates, Hominidae. The transcript has a single exon. Gene Ontology annotation, cellular component: Arp2/3 protein complex; cytoskeleton. The record is from RefSeq and is a predicted model, not a curated record.